AAAUGGCCACGUUGAUUCUUCUACGCUAGUCUCGGCCAUCAACCUUUACGUCCUGCCUGCCCGUGCUCUACGGGUGCGAUCCUUCCUAGCUGUGGAAAAUCGACGUUGGAUCCUUGCUAGCUGUGGAAUAAUGUGCCGUAUUUUUUUAGUGUCUGUGAUGCGUUUGAGCCAACCAAGACAAAUGCGCCAUUGAUCGACAGCAUAAACAACCAGCGUGCGAAAUAGUAUCUGUUUAUCUAUAUGUUCUAAACGCUGCCAAGUGGACUUAUUGGUCCAUUGACGAAUAAACAAUUAUGAUUAUGUAUGCCUCGUAUAUUAUGUAUACCGGGCGGCUCGGUGGUGCAUAUGAUAAAUGGCGCCAGUCCACACGGCCGGACCGGGUUCCAAUCAAAUCCGGACCGUCCCCCGUAGGAAGGACUGACUAUCCGGCUACGUGGUAAAAUAAGUCUAGUAAGCCAGAAAUGGCCGGCGUGACCUGUAAGGUCGUUUAGCCAAGAAGAAGAAGAUUAUGUAUACUAAGAAAUGGCUCCAACACUUCCUGUGUGUAAAUGUUAUACUUAAAAAAAUAUCAGAAUCACCAACUGCACAGCCAUAGCGCUUGGAAAGAUAGCAUCGUUCGUAUCGGACAUACAGAGCGAUAAGUGAUAGUGCACACCAUAGUGCGAUAAUAUAUCGCGAUCUGCUAUGUUUGUUGGACAAUGGCACAUAUGCAUAGGUAUGGCAUAUUUGUCGUAUAACCAUCAUAAGUGGAUGACAAACGUUCAAAUUAUGCUACGAUUAUUUGUCCUUCUCGCAUUGAAGGAAACUUACACUGCAUCCGAAGGUGUACCGUGACUAAUGUGGACAGACUUCAUCUUCAUGCACACGGCAUGUCGAAAACAAUCGAGCAGCUAAUUCAUCUCGAACGUUACUUUACCUCCCGUGCGUGUACGAUGAGUGUAUUCCAUUGUCCAUAUGUGCCGAUAACAUCGGUCCUGGGCGAUGAGAUUGCUCGCACAACAACUUUUUCCACUUGCUGCAACCUGUCCCAAUGGCUGAGGUCCUAUUUGCGAUCUAAUCGAAUGCAGACCUACAGCGGUGUGGACAGACAUAUAAGAAUGUUCUCCCAAGUGGUACACCAUUUUCGUUCGGUAAACCUGCUGUUUCGUGCUUACUUGCUCCAACGCUACGCGUCACAUUAUUUAGCAGAAUGGUUCAAGAUCGGAAGGCACGAUGGUAUACCGUACUAAAAUCAAUGAAGCAGAAACAGUGGUCUCAAUUAUCCGUGAUUCUAGCGGUACUGUGCGUCUGUAUAACCGCCAUCGACAAAGUAGCGUGUAGUAACGGAACGGCCGGAAAGCUCACUGCCAUUCCUAUCCCCAGGAACAAUGCCCGAUCGACAACACGCGAACUGCUGGCCAAAGUCGUCAACGGGCAAUCAGCACAGAUGGGACAGUUUCCUUGGCAAGUUUCAAUUCGGGCAGCACUCGGUCGUUCAGUAACGGUCUGUGGGGGUUCCCUGAUUGAUGCCCAAUGGAUUCUAACAGCUGCCCACUGUGCCAACGAUUAUAACGUCUUCCAGAUUGGGCUGGGAUCGAUCCAUUUGAACAUGGCGCGGCUAACAAUGUCCACGGUCAGCAAGUUCGUGCAUCCUGAGUUCGAUCCGUGGAAGCUUACGAACGAUGUAGCUCUCAUCCGGUUACCAUCAUUAGUGCCUUACAGUUUAGAGAUCUAUCCGAUCAAGUUACCGAUACAUUUAUCACCGACAGAUUUGUACGUUGGCCGCCAGGUUACGGUAUCCGGAUUUGGACGAACAUCUGACGCUCUCCAAUCUAUAUCGACGAUACUAAAGUACGAGCGUAUGCGCAUCAUUUCAAAUGCUGAAUGUACGACCGUCUACGGUGCUUCUAUCAUACGUAACUCCACACUCUGUGCAGUGGGUUGGGAACGGUCAUAUCAAAACGUCUGUCAAGGAGACUCUGGCGGCCCGAUGGUAAUGCAACAGGACGACAGUAGCUGGGUACAGAUAGGCAUUGUAUCAUUCGUGUCCAGCCGGGGUUGUAGUACCGGCGAUCCAUCCGGAUACAUUCGUACCGUUAAUUAUCUAAGCUGGAUAGCAAAAACCACAGGCCUUCGUGCCUUUGCAUCUGUCGUGAGCUAGAUAGGAUUUUUUUCUCUGUUCAAUGCUCAAUCACCGCCACCAUCCUAGCAACACCACCGAUUCCUGCAAUAACGACUAUAAGAAGCACCCUACUCUAGCCCCUGUUUUGAUAUUGGUCUACAAGGCAAUGGUAGAACGUUUCACACUGAAAUGGAACUGAUCAGAAGUUUUAGUAUAUCAACCGACACUCGCUUUGCCACCGCCACUGAACGCACAUGGAGAGGAUCGAUAAAUAUAAUUCACCUAUUGUACGUUGGAACGCAAUUAAAUCAAUUACCACGCAAAGAAACAAUAUUUUUACGGCUGCAAAAAACCUGCGACCAGUUUAUCUGAACUUGGGAUUACUAGCAAAGCCCCUCCCCUUCUUGUCAGUCCAUCUUACAGGAAGGGACACUCGAGAAUCUUGCCAAAAGAGAUUAUACCAGUAUCAUAUGUCCGAAUCCUAUCGUGGUCAGAAUCUAAAGCAGGUCACAUUGGUCCACAAUCUAAUAUUCGAACUCUUGCAAUCAUGUUCAUUGCUACCUUCAGACACUGCUUCCGUUGUACGUUUGAUGUUGUCUAUAUUUUCCAUGAAGUCAAGUUAUUAUAAAAAAAACGACUAAACGUCGUCCUCCGGAUGUAGUAGCUUGAGCCCCGUAUGAGAUCUUCCAGAAGUGUGUUGAAAAUCAAACAGAAGAAUAACUUGUAGAUUAAAUUUAGGGACGUAUCUCUUUUCACUUUUGUUUGUCUUCCAUACAGUGGCGGAUUUUUCAGUGCUGGGGACCCUAAGCGGGAAAGCAAGCAAGGCUCUUACGAAAUCAUUGAAUAAAGAAAAUAGUUUUAUACACUAGCGAGCGCGGUGCCUUAGUUCGCUUACCGUUAAACUCGCCACUGCUUCCAUUUUCCUUCUAAACUAUUGGCCACAAGUUAACAGACCCUGUUUGCUGAAGGCUGAGAUCCGAACAGCUUCAUUUAGAUCAGAACAUUCAGAUUUUCAAUGAUUUCUUCAACGUUUCGUCUUGGAUUUGGUUUAGACUUGCUGCUUGAUUUGCAUGUCAUACGAAAAGGUGAUCCACCUCGCUAAGAUGUGGACUGUAUAUAACAACAAAAAUGGAAUAAAGUACCUUUUUAACAAUUAUGAUAUUAUACGAGCAACUGUGUCUUUAAAUUGGUUUAGAAUCUUGAUAUUUGCACAGACAACAAUUGAUACAAUUCUGCGUGACAUGAAUGUAUAGCUUUCGCAAAGAAUAACACAGCACUUUCGGAACUUAUUUCACGACAACAUAUUACUCAUCCGAUUUAGCAGAACACUGUCGUUACGCAGAACAUUGGCUAAACAUUGAUUGUUUCAUAAUCAUCAAUCAUUAAGCUACUUAGUCAUCCAAAUCUCUGCUAAAGGCGCCAUCUCCAAUCAUAACGAUCGAUCAUUGAUUGCAAUGGAUUUACGGUCACACCUUAAUUGUAAGCUAUUGCUUCACUCCAGCAGCUAAGCCUAUUAAUGAUGUCACAGUUUGAUAAAAAUGUAAAACGAAACUGCUCAUAAUAGUAGAGAUAUACAAUAAUUGUACUAUUGAUCCAGAAAAAAGAGGGCAGGGUGCUUUCGUCAAUCUUCUAGGAAGUAUCAAUUUCUAGUGAGUAACAAUUAAUACAUAAAUCCAAACUAUGUUCUGUUUCACGAUCAUCCUCUGUGCAAUAAACAGUGCGUACAAUGCGUUGAAUGAAAGUUAAAAAUGAAUGAAAAUGCAUUAGAUUGAGUUGGAAAGUGCAUUCGUGCCAAGACAUGUCUACCUAGCAAAUAUCGCAAGACUCAGGUGUUGUGCUGCUUUAUGAUUGAUCUCUUAUCAACAUCCUACACAUUCGACAGCGACAAUAUCGAAUUGUUACACAUUUGGGCGGAAACAUGAUUGAUAAAACGGAAUGGACCGUUAUAGACAGUUUUACCAAACACUUAUCACAUGAAAACCCCAAACCGAUCGACAACGAAACGCCAUCAAAUGCCAGUUCUGUAUAUAAGGCACCGUUUCCCGAUUGACCUCCAAACAGAGUGGUUCUGGUGCUUUGCUAGUUUGCCCAUUCCGAACAUACAACCGUCGUGCAGCAUGAAAGGAUACGUUGGAUUACUUCUUGCAGCUACGCUAUGUAGCGUGUCGGCUCUAGAAAUACAACCGGACCGCAGUCCUCGUAUUGUUAACGGACUUAAUGCUCCCAAUACACCCUUCAACGUCUAUGUGCUAUAUCUAAACUCAGGCAAC
Molecule: messenger RNA, 4371 nt
Organism: Anopheles funestus (African malaria mosquito)
Lineage: Eukaryota; Metazoa; Arthropoda; Insecta; Diptera; Culicidae
Product: chymotrypsin BI-like
Exons: 4
Coding region: 1190-2140 (316 amino acids)
Biological process (GO): proteolysis
Molecular function (GO): serine-type endopeptidase activity
Source: RefSeq, a predicted model, not a curated record